AUGAAUACCCAUUCCCUGCUUCUUGCAAUCACUCUUCUACUUUUGACAAUAGUACUCCUACUCGAGGUAAGUCAAAUCAUCUCAAAACGGAUUCGAUUUAACUACGCCUAAAGCAAUUUCUCUGCAGAUAGGCAUUUUAUAGAUUCCAGUUUUGAUUUGUUACUAGAUAGACUGUUGUUUUAACUUCUAUCUUGUGUAAGACUCCUCGUUUGCAAGAUUUUCAAACCUUCGAGUGGCUUUUCUAGAUCGCAUUGCUCGUAAUACCGAGUAAAACAGGAAUUACACACAAUAAGUGUUUGGCUUGAGACUUAUCGAGUAAGUUUUCCUUCGCAAGUAAGGAGAUUAGCUGCGAUCAAUGCCACCCAAAAUCUGGCGUAAUCCUUCAAACAGAUGCAAUUUAGUUCUCGAUUGUUGAUAGCAAGUUUCCAACAAAUAUGUCCAUCACUUUUGCAGAGUUUAUGUAUAUACACUUGCUGUGUUUUAAAUGCCCCCUCUGUGUGAUUCACUUUUGUUGUUAUUUACGUCGCGAAAAUAUGCAUUUUCCAUCCUAAAUGACCUUUCACCCUAUUAUGCAAAGAUUGAUCUCUCUGUAGUGUGUUUUCUUUGUAAUUCAAGCGACCUCUUCCAAAUUGGACUGUCUGACUCUGCUUUUAUCAUAAUUUCUCUUGGUUUAAAGACACUUUUUGCGGACAUUUUAAAGUCAAUUUUGAAGGAAAUUUAAAAUGAUACAUGCUACCGCGAACAAAAACUGACGAGCAAAAACGUCGGAAAAAGCAGUUGGCUUUUUUUGAGUCUCGUUAACAAAGGAAAUUGGAAAUGCAAGGGUUAUCGUAAACCUGACUCAUCCUUUACAAACACACAACCUGUUCCAACUUAAUUUGCGAUACUGAGCAAUUUGAGUGAUACUUAAGUGUCAUUGACGUAAUUAUCUAUAGUACAGUUGCUUUGUGAAUGUAUUAGAAGAAAAUAAUUGUCGGCUUUGCGCUUAAAAACGUGAGCUUAUCAAACCACCCGGCAUGCCGGAAAUCAAGGAUAUAUUACUAUUCUGUGAUUGUUAGGAGAGUUAGAUUUUAUAUCACAAACAGCUUUAAUUUUGAUUGAAUCGCUUAUUUCAUGCCUUGUUCCUGAGAUCGUACCACGAUUUAUUGUAUAAGGGGUAGAUUUAAGAUUUCAACUCAAAUAAUCAUAGUAUUUUCUUUGACGACUUUUGCGUAAUCAAUUCAAUAUAAUUGUUUUUAUUAGGUUAAUUCUUCACUUGUGGUAGUUGUAGCCAAAGUCAAUUCAUUUGAGUUGGCAAAUCGGUUUAAAUUACCCGAGACAGCUGUAGACGUUAAACUAGACUGACUGAAAUUUUCACGAAAGAACUGAAAAUUCGUUUAAUUCGAAUUUUUUACGUUUUUUUUGCUGUUUCUGCAACGUGAACAAUAUCUGUGAUGUGUAAAAUCGUCAAAAAAAAAAUCUUUUUCAGUGAAGAAGGAAACAAAGAAAAUACUAAUGGCGUCGAUCCGUUCCAACUGUGAUCCUUGAGCUUUGAUAGUGUUUACAGCUAAAUUGGCUACCUCAAGCUCAAGAUAACGGAAAAAGCUAAGAGACUUGUUGCGAAUAAUUUCCUUUAACCCUCUAUUUAUAAUUACUGCUACUUUUUUGUACCAAAUUUUCACUAUGGCUGACUAUCUUAUCAAACGGUGAAAUGUAAAACUUGACUCGUUAAAAAUCUUUUCAAAACCCAGUAUACAAUGUACUUUUUUUUUCUUCACAGACAUUUGGUAAAAACAGCAGUUCGUCUGUUAAAAAAGGGUCUCAGCUGCUACUAUUCAAGCGCAAAACCUCCCGUCUUGAGUUAAAUUGUCAAAAGUUGAUGAGACACUGAUCAAGACUCUUUUAUAUCAGUUGUAUUUCCCAUAGCAUUGUUCGGGUAUUGAUAAAAUUUAUAAAUUAUUCUAAUUUGAUUCUGGAUUCUUCUGAGAGCAAACAAUUUAAGAGUGAAAUAAUGCAUAACCAUUUUUUAUAUGUUGGUUUGAGGUCUUUAGUAAUAAAGCUUUCUUUCUCCCAUUUCUCUAUAGAAACACGUGGAAGGCCAGCAAUGCGACAAGUGUAAAGGAUCAUUCUUCAACUUGCAGUCAGAUGAGCCUGAGGGCUGUAUACCAUGCUUUUGUUUUCAGCUGUCGAAAGAUUGUAAAUGCGCCGAUUUUUACAAAGACAUAGUAAGUCAUAAUACUUGUGAAAAAAAAAAAUUAAAACGACUUCAAAUCUCAAAACAAAAUGCAGUCAAUUGUAGCCUUGCGGACCCCUCGCUAUUACGGUCCCUUCAACCAUCAGGGAGAGGAGCCAAAUCCCCGACAAGAAUCAAUUGCAGACGUUUGACUGAAAGAAAGUUCUGCUACUAUGGACUCUUGUUAUUACGAGAACUUACUCACGGUCCCUGGAGUGUCCACAACGGGCGGAAGUAGUGUACAUGCGCAGUGUCUAUCGUCUGUAUUUUUGUAUUGAGCGGUCUGCUUUGAUCUAUUUUUCUUCUAUUUUUGGUUCGUUUGUUUUCAUGUUUUUGUUUUCACAUUCUCGCAAACACAAUGCAAAACUUAAAGAUGGUACAUACCGGCAGUGGUAACGCAAUUCGCUAUUUACACCUCUCCAUAAUACACCUUGUUUGACCCCCCUCCCCCAUCCCCCCUCCAUUUAUACAAAAAAAUAUGCAGGAGUAGUGUAUUCAUUUUUUUUUGAAACGACUGAAAUACUCAGAAGAGAAGAAAAACAAAGCUAUGCAUUGUUUGGGAGGGGGGGGGAGGGGGGGAAGGAGGGCAAACAAGGUGUAUAGUGGGAAAUGUGCACAUAAGUCAAUUACACGAUGACGAACAUUGACUUAAACUGCCAGAAUCCUUAUCAGUUAAAGUUUCGCUAUAUCAGUGUUCCAAAACAGUGAAACGGUGGCCAUGUUGGUAUUCCAAACCAGACUUGUGGAGGUUGAACCCCUUUCUUACAUAAAAACUUUACUUUUUGUUUGAAUUGGCAAUUAAGCCGCUGGCCACAUAAGUGACAACGCUCUAUGACUAUAAGAAAGCAAAAACGAAAUGAAUCUGGAAGAUGCAGUCAAAUGUGGCCUUGAAAAUGAACUAUUGGUUUUCCUAACACCCAUCUACUGCAUAGCGGUUUAUCUUGUGGAUACCUCUAUGAUCCUCCAUCCAACUUUUGAAAACUGGGGCCAGAUGGAUAGUCAAAGUGAAACUGCACGUCUCAUCCCAUUUUCUUUAAAAAUGCUUAGUACCUUGUCAGUAUGAGGCUAUAACCUGAUCGAGUUUUCAUAGCACCCACUUUCCUUUUUUAUAUUUUAGAUCCCUAUGCUCAUCGCCAUGAUUAAAGGCCCCGACUACCUACGUCUCACAGACUUGUCACGUGAUCCAAUAAUUAGUUCAGACAUCGUGGUUCAGGGUGAUCCGGCACAUUAUGUCUAUGACAAGUUUGAUAAGCUGUCUAAAGUCACGUAUUAUUGGUUCCUGGGCAAGGAGUUUAGAGGAGACAUGGUAAGUCUUUAUUCCAGCCUUGAACAUUUAAGAGUGACCAACAUGCAGUUUCUCCUUAUAAGGACGAAGCUCAGUCAAGCAACCAGGUUAGGAGAACAAAUCAAAUCUAAGUGCGAGAGAGAGGGAAAAACGGAAGAAGAGAGGGCUGUAGCCUCCAGCCUUCCUCUACCUAUCGCCUUUUCUUGAUGGUUCCAGGAAGCCUUUUUGCUGGCCAGUGUGACCAAUUUACCAUUUCCCAUCCCCUCCCUGCCUCCCCAAACGGUUUUGGGUAUUUCUUUCUUUUAAGCAGGCAUGGUGUCGCGAAAAAUGGAAGUAAAAACAAAUAAUGCCAUUUAUCUGAUACACCUACUACCUCGUUCAUGGACCUUCUUUUUUUCCCACAGAUAACGAGCUAUGAUGGUAUCUUGCGUUACACAGUUUCACAUGAAAUGGAUCCGGGAGGCAAACUGACCUCGGAAACAGAUGUUCAGUUAAGGGUAGGUUGUGUUUUUUACAAUAACUAAGCGAAUCCUCACGCGCUGAUUGGUCGAGAGUUAUGGUCUAUGAGAGUAUAGACCGUGAUUUUUAAUGACAUAACAUUUUCCGAGAAACUUCGCAGGAAACGAAAAAUAAAUGUUAUUGUAAAAAAUAAAUCGACCACAAUUUUCCAUCUUCUACACUCUUAUAGACCAUAGAAAUUACGCCAUAAAAUGUUCAAAACUUUGCAGUGAAACCUGAGUUUUGAACAUUUUAUGACGUCAUUUCCAUGGUCUAUGAGAGUGUAAACCAUUGUGAAAUUGUGGUCGACUUGUUAAAUACACUCCGUACCUCGAAAUAUACAAGAAUUUUUUUGGCAACAUUAUUUCUUUAAGCACCCGCUUACUGGCUUUUCGGCUUUUGACAGCACAUAGAGAACUGAAUAGAAACACUUUCAGUUAUGUAGCCUGCGAACAGCAGACGCAUUUCCGGUCGUCGCUUCUCUCCCUCCGAAACGACGACCGGAAAUGCCACCAUUUCGCAUGGUAUUUGAUACUCUAGAGUAAGCCAUCGAAAGCCUACGUUAAAGUGCGGACGCGAAGCUAAACCCAGAAAUCUUCACCUAAAACGAAUUUAAUUUAACUGUAGGCCAAAGGAAGGCUAACCUGGACUGCAUGGUAACUCUUUGACAUUUUCCACCUUUUUUUAGUUGUCCUUCCAUAACACCCUCGCGUUGCCUUUUGGUUACGUGUUUGUUUGUUUGUUUUUCAUAUCUUAUAGGGGAGAGGAAUUGUUCUGAACUUUAGCCAUAGGAGACGUCUUGAAGGAGGAAAGAAAAUUGUUUAUGGCCUAAAAUUCAACGAGGUAGUUUACAUGUGACGUACUUGUGUCAACACAAUAUCGUCCGCAUGAGUUGAGUGGGAAAUCACGCGUCUGCGGCAUAAUCAUUCGAAAAGAGACGUGAGAGUUUUUUCUUCCCCUUUCCACUUGUCUCCACUCGCAGCUCGUAUUGCUUGCCAAUCGAAUUGGAGGCCAGGGUUAGAGUUGAUUUCCACUGUCGCGUAAUUUUUGCCCGCGUAAAUGAAAAAGAGGCAAUGUAUGAAAAGGCCACGCGUAAACGUAAAACUUUUACGUAUACACGUGACCUUCCAUACAUUGUCUCUAUUUUAUAUACGCGCGUACAAUUUAUGUGCGUUCGCACCUAAAAAUUACGCGACAAUGGAAAUCCACCCUUACUCUAAGCCGGACGUCUGUCUGCUGGAAUAGAGUAACGUGGCCUCUGGGACGACUCUGUGUGCUUUUCUCCGUUUUCCGAUAGGCGUAACUUGGAUGGCGAGCGUUUUCGCGCUUUUUAGCCGAAAGAAGGCUUAAAACGGUUCAUUUUUUGUGAACGUUGGAACGUGCGUAGGUUUUCUCUAACACCGACUGUUAUUACACCAGGACUACCUGAGGUUCCCAAAUCGUAGCCGUGUAACAAGAGAGGACGUAAUGACGGCACUUUCUGCUGUGGAGAGCAUCUUAGUUCGAGCAACUUAUAGCACCACCACGACACAAGCCAGGUUAGAUUAAAACUAACUUAUUGGACGUUCUUAUACCGUUUGUGUAAAGGCUGUAAUUAGCUUUGUUAUUUAUUUAUUCAUUUUUAUUAUUAUAUGCUGCAUAUUAAUGUUAUUAUUUUGUGGUAAAAGAAAACACCGUUGCUUUACGGAAUCGAAUUUGUAUAGUUGCAUACAAGGACGGCUGGCAUCCAACACCGUGCCACAAGCAAGGGAGAUGAAAAAUUCUAGAGCCCCGGCAAGAUUCGAACCCAUGGCCACUCAAAACCCUCUAUUCAGUGAGAAACGGAGAAACUCUAAGUGCUAAGUUCAUAUUUUGGUCUCAAGAAUCUCCAAAUUUGUAACAUUCAUUUACCGAGCUUUGAAUUUGCUAUCUUUAUUAUUUCAUAAGACUGCGUACUUCGAAUAAAAUCCCCUGUUAUCUUUCCAUAACACGCCAAGCUACUAGGAUGCACCAGGAAAUAGGGAGCUGCUUGGACUCAGCUUUGCAUGACAAACUGCGCAUGCCUCGCCAAUAUCUAAAGCUUUUCGUUCCCCUUCCCUGAUAUAUUCUGUAGUCUAUAUGACGUUAAGCUGGAAACCGCAGUGAAGCAAGAAACAAGAUACGGAAAAGCCAAAAACAUCGAGGAGUGCGCAUGCCCUCCGGAAUACACUGGUACAUCUUGUCAGGUGUGUCUAUCAUAAUGUAAAAAAAGGUCAAUUACACAUCGGCUUUCAUUCGUUCGCCACACUUAUGUAUCACCUAUCUCUCAUUUCAUGCCAUAUUAACUUCUUUGGUGGAAAGCCCUUUUUUGGUUUGGUCAGUGUUAAUAAAGUGCAAUGCAAUGGAUAAGAAGGCCUUUAGCCUACUUUGGCAUUUUUAUCUAUUUAUGGAUUAAUUCAUUGUUAUUUAUUUAUUGUUACUAUUAUUAAUAUCAUUAUUUUUCUGGUUAACUAUAUUUGUCUUCAUCUUGCACAACUUUCAGCGACAUUUCUAUCAUUAUCAAGUGACUGAACCAAAAGAGAAAAGGGACAUCUUAAAUUUAUGGAGUCACAAUUUGUGAACAAAAAGAAAGGAUUAUUCACGGUCAGACAGUUCCCAACAUAAAUGGAAGCACAGUUGUUUUGAUUUUGGUGUUUGCCAACUUUUAUAAACAAUCUCCUCUACCAACUAUCGAUAGUGUUUGUUUACCAGUUUCAGACUGCAUGUUGUAAAUCUGAUGGACAUUUUCUUUUAAGUGUCUGAUUCACAAGGGUGUGAGCAAAAAGGGGAAGAAAUAUAUUCCUUGAGAACUUAGCUAUCACCUGGUAGAACGGGUGGAAGGUUUGAAACUCUUCUGUCUGAAUACAAGAUAUUUUUGAAACACUUUUUCCAUAGUUGUGUACUCUCUAGCCUAACGUCCACAAUGACAAAAACCUGUAAAGAAAAAGUCAAAUUGAGUCUACCACGACAGUGUAUUGAUCUAAUCACCAGUGUGUUCAUUCUGCAGCAAUGUGCGCGAGGAUAUACGCGCUUGUACCCGGGUCCAGAGUUCUCUCCUUGCGUACCGUGUUCCUGUAAUGGACAUUCAAAGGAAUGUCACCCUGAAAAUGGCCAGUGCUUGGUGAGUAUUUAUAUUUGCUCUCUUUGUUAA
Messenger RNA from Porites evermanni, 7143 nucleotides. NCBI's taxonomy places the organism in Eukaryota, Metazoa, Cnidaria, Anthozoa, Scleractinia, Poritidae. The record is from the annotation of a GenBank genome assembly.